Plodia interpunctella (Indianmeal moth) is the source of this 15092-nucleotide messenger RNA. It is a transcript of the gene kl-2, whose product is annotated as dynein axonemal heavy chain 2. Gene Ontology annotation, biological process: cilium movement involved in cell motility. Gene Ontology annotation, cellular component: 9+2 motile cilium; axoneme; dynein complex. Bases 246 to 13574 code for a protein of 4442 amino acids. The transcript has 82 exons. Gene Ontology annotation, molecular function: dynein intermediate chain binding; dynein light intermediate chain binding; ATP hydrolysis activity. Lineage: Eukaryota; Metazoa; Arthropoda; Insecta; Lepidoptera; Pyralidae. The record is from RefSeq and is a predicted model, not a curated record.
ACAAAACGAAAAUACUGGUUAGAAAUAAUAUCUAAAAACGAAAAUAUCCGUUUCAUUUUUUCUGUGUGACAGUUUCGAAAAAUAAAACAUUUGUUUUGUUCGUUUCUCAUUCAUUGGAAAAAUGGAACGUUGAAUGUAAUUGUAGAAUUAUUUCAAAAAGAAAGUAAUUAUUAUUUUAAUGUAAUGCUGUAAUUUAGUGUUAAAGUGUAGUUAGCUCUCUGUUGAGAGUUGACGUUACCAGAACAAUGGCGAAUCGGAAGAGACCUAAAAUAUCUUGGAGCGACGACUUGAGCCAUGAUUCGGAAGAAGAAAAAGAACGCGAGCGGUUGGCGCAAAUAGAGAGGGAGUUAGCCGCGGCACCGAAGAAGCCGGUGUAUGCUCCUGAAGACCUGCAGUUCCUGAUUAAAUCCAUCAUAGAUAUGACCACUCUGUACGACCUGCGGGAGGAAGAUUGGACCCAGGAAGCCAAGCAGGCUAUAGAAGAUUGGAUUCUAGAACCACGCGCUUUAGUUCUGUCCAUAUACUUUCUGUCAGAAAAGCUACGAGCGAUUAGUGGCAUACCUAUAUAUCCAGUGUACGACCUCACCUACUUUCUAAGAGCACCUGAUUACGUCUUCAAAGUGGACACCUUCCAUGACGAUAUAGUGUUUGGCACGUUCGUGGAUUCUGUAGAGUCUAACAUGAUAGAAGUCUUGGAGAAUAUGUACGCUCCAUAUUUCUUCGCGAUCACUACAUGGCCUGAUAGUGUGAAAAGCGAGUUUUGCUGCAGUAUUCACACCUUCCUUGCCAAGUUAACGGACAUGUACUACAAAAUGCUGGGUUUGACCGUACUGUACAUACCGCGGGAAGGGCAACACUUGUCUUUCGAAAAGGCCAGCGCUGACCGCGAAUUGGUCAAAAGGUUGGAGGGAGUGGUGGUGUACUGGACACACCAGAUCAAGUCGUGUCUUGAAGACCAGGCGUUUGUGUCGUCGCAAAAUGAGCUGCUCUGCCCCAGCGAUGAAUAUGACUUUUGGAUUUAUAGACAUGAGAACCUAAACGCAGUCCGUUAUCAACUGAAGAACCCCGCCGUGAGACACAUCACCAAGAUUUUAGUGACCACACAUUCCACCUUCAUACACCAAUUCCAAUCGCUUUGCGAUGAGAUCAACCAGAAAAUAGUUGAAGCUACUUCCAACAUAGAAUAUCUGCAAGUGAUCAAGCAUCCGUGUGCCGUUUUGGAAUGUGUCGUCGACCCUGAUGAGAUAGCGAAGCACAUUCCACAAAUCAUAAAUUUGUUUCGUUUCAUCUGGACGGAGUCUCCUUACUACAACUCCGAACACCGAAUCACUAACCUUUUCAAGGCCUUGAGCAAUCAAAUCAUCAUCCUUUGCAAAGCUUACAUCAAUUUAGAAGAUCUAUUCGAAGGUAGCACAAAAAAGGCGAUGGGAGAAUUCACGAAGUGUAUCGAAUGCUGUAAAAAAUAUCGAGAGAUUUACGACCUGAUGGUGGAAGCUCAUAAUGAGAAGAAGCCCGAUAGUUGGGUUUUGGACACCGGAUCCAUCUUCAAUUAUAUAGAUUCGUUCGUACAGAGAUGCUUUGAUAUGCUUGACGUUUGUAACUGCAUGAUUAUAUUCGGGAGGAUGGACGAGAUGGAAGUAAUAAGUAAGCCAUUGUUCUCUGGAGCCAGGGGAGACCAAUUCGAGGAGAAAUGCAGCAGCAUCGAACACAUGUUUCAAGACGCUUUGAGGAACGUCCGCCAGGUGUCGUCGACGAUACUAGAUGUACAGGCUCCGUCGUGGUAUGACGAUGUGCUGCAGUUCAGGACCGUAGUUAAGGAUAUUGAGAUUAUAAUCGAAAAUCUUGUGGAGUCUGUGUUUGAAGGCGUGAACCAUGUGGAGGAGGCGGUGGUGGCCCUGUACUCGCUGAACAACUAUUCCAAGAGGAAGAGCCUCAGGCGCAUCUUCAAACGAAAGACUGCGGAGGUGUGGGCGAUGUUCAGCGACAAGGUCCAGGAGACGAAGAAGGACCUGGUCUCAUGCCGCAACAUGUACCCAGCUGAUCUGCCGUCGUUUGCCGGCCGCGCCGUCGUGCUGCGGAUGAGGAAGAAUAGGUUGAUGUACCUGAAGAAGGUGAUGACGGACGCUUCCGUGUGGCUGCUGCCCUGCAGCAACUCUGAGGACGUCAUCAUGCAUGUGAACAGGCUGGUCGGCGCCAUAGACUUGGCUAUUAGGGACCUUUUCGUUAGUUGGACCCACAAUUUCGAUGAACGAUGCGGAGCCGGUUUGAAUAAAACUUUAAUGCGCAGGAGUGCAGUAAACCCUGGUCUUUUGGAGUGUAAUAUUGACGUGAAUAUAUUGGAUCUGUGCAAAGAAUCAGGGCAUUGGGAGGGUUUAGGAAUAGACAUACCGAUGCAUGCUAGCCAGGUGUAUGUAAAGAGCAAAAAUGUAUUAUUUGUGUAUGAAAGCGUGCUAGCGGUUGUAAAGGGCUACAAUAAGAUCCUGGAUUCGUUGUCCGAUGAAGAGAGACUGCUGUUCAAACCCCUCACUUCGGCAUGCGAGAAAAAAGUGCAGCCAGGUAUAUUUAAAUUAACAUGGACAUCUACCAUGUCCGAUGCUUACAUUGCUGAUUGUGUGGCACAAAUUGGAGAGCUACAAGAUUUUUUAACAACGUACAAGAAUUGUAAUGUUAAUUUAGUGAAAAUUAUGGAAAAAAUUUGUGACACACCAUUUGUGGAAUUUGAUAUUUACAAUGUUUACGAGAUAAAAGAUUUGAGGGAAGAAAUCAGGGUUAUGGAAAAUUUAGCCUCUGAAGAUAUUUUAAACAUGUACAAAGAAAUUGUUACUUAUCUAGUUAUUGUUUAUGAAGGAUUUGAAGCUAACAUAUCACAGAUGGCGGAAUAUUGGGUCAAGUAUGUUCGAAGAUUCGAUCGCCUAUUAGAAGAUGCUUUGAGAUUAGCAAUGAAAGCCACUAUGCAAAACAUGUACAAAUGUGUACAUGGUGACGGGACAAUGGCACCCUCACCAUUAAUAAAAAUGAACUUAUACUUAACUGAUAAGGAAAUAACACAUAUUCCUACUUCACAUGAAAUUAGAGAUACAUUCACUACAAUCUUAGAUGAAAUUGUACAUAUUAUGAGUAAAGUUCCAAGAUUGUUUGAAAAGUUUGCCUUACCUGGUGGGGGGUUGAAACGGUUUUGCGAAGUUAUUCAAGUGGAGCCAGAUUGCAAUAUGCUGCAGACUCUGAUCGAUACUGAAAUUGAAUACAAUAUUACAUUAGUAGCUGAACACAUCAAAAUGUGGGAUCCAUAUGCACAUAUUUGGAAGGUUGAUAAGGAAGAGUUUAUGGUAAAAUAUCGAGAAGAAAAACAUCCAGCUUCUGAUUUUGACGCUUUGAUUAUAGAUUAUAGUAAUUUAGCAAAUACAGUACAGAUACAAGAAACUGUUAAUCAAAUUCAUUUCAUAACAUUAAACUCAAGUGAACUAAAGAAAUCUAUAAUUGCGCAUUGUCUUAAAUGGCAAGUAAAGUUAGGAGAGCUUUUAAGAGCUAUAACAGAAGCUGAUAUAGAUGUUGUUUAUGCAUAUGUUGAAAAAAGUAGUGAAGAUGCUAUGAAAAUGCCUGCUGAUUUGAAAGAGCUUGCUUCAGCUAUUGCUACAUAUGAACGACUGGUGUCUGAUGUCAGUAACUUUGAAAAGACGUUUCCACCGAUUUCAGACCAAAUGGCGACUUUAGCUAAAUUUGAAGUUGAACUUAGUUCAGAUAUGGUAACGCGACAUGAAAAUAUACCUGUCGUGUGGGCUGAAUAUUUAGCAUUGUUAGAAGAAGCUAAAAAGGCGUUGGAGCUCAAUAAAGACAAAUUCAAAACGGAACUUCUUGAGCAAGCAGAGGAAUUUAAAGAAGCCGCCAAAGAAUUUUGUGAAGAUUUCUAUAAUACAGCUCCUGUCAGCUCAGACGUUAGUGGGAAAGAUGCAAUGGCGCAAUUAAAAGCGUUUAGAGAACAAUUAAAUGCUCUUCGGGCUCAAGAGCAGCAAAUUCGUGAUGGACUUGCUGUAUUUAAUUUGACGACGCCGGUGAAUCUCGACCUGCAGAGAAUGGAGAAAGAAUUGGAGAAGUUGGAGGAAGUAUGGGGACUAGUUUUCCAAUGGGAAGAAUCUUGGGAGAAAUACAAAACACAAACUUUCUGGGAAAUGGAAACAGAUGAAAUGGAAGAUAAUGUUAUGUUUUUGUUUAGAAACUUCAAUCGUCUCUCUCGACAAUUAAAAGAUAAAGGUUGGGAUAUAAUUGAUACUACUAGAGUAAAGGUAGAUGCAUUUAGAAGAACUUUGCCUCUGAUUGGGGACUUGAAAAAUCCUUGUAUGAGAGAACGACAUUGGGAUAGAAUUAAGGUGUUAAUGGGAGUUGAAUUUGAUCAGAAUUCUGAAGAUUUCAAGUUAGAACUUAUAAUGCGCUUAAACUUCCAAGCAUAUGCCGAGGAUAUAGCUGAAAUAUCAAAUGCUGCCACCAUGGAAUUGAAUAUAGAAAAUGGCUUGAAAACUAUUAGGGAAAUUUGGAAAGGUACCACUUAUGAAAUGCAACAUCACAAAGGAGAAAUGUAUAAAAUAAAAAAUGUUGAAGACGUUAUGCAGUUUCUUGAAGACCACCAAGUUCAGUUAUCUUCGAUGAAAUCCACAAAAUACGUUGAACCCUUUAUAAAAGAAGUCGAUUAUUGGGAAAAGGCUUUGGGAUACGUUGCAGAAUGCAUAGAGAUCUCCUUACAAGUACAACGUAGAUACCUUUACUUAGAAAGUAUAUUUAGUGGCGAAGAUAUAAGAAAACAAUUACCUAGUGAAGUACAAAUUUUUGAUGCUUUAACAGCAGAUUGGACAGAAAUAACCAGCAAUAUGUUUGCUGGAGCAAAUGCAAUAGAAGCAUGUAUUUAUAAGCCAAUGCCUUAUUUAUAUAAUAAGUUAAAUAAAAUGGUGGAUAAUUUAGAUGGGAUAUUAAGGGCGUUAGAAAAGUAUUUGGAAACAAAACGGAUGCUGUUUCCUAGAUUUUAUUUUAUAUCCAAUGAUGACCUAUUGGAAAUUCUUGGAAAUUCAAAAAAGCCACAAUUGAUACAAGUACACUUGAAAAAAUUGUUUGAUAACGUAAACAAGAUAAGAAUUGAUAAGAACGCCCUAGGGCUUCCAGUUGCCAAAGCUAUGAUGUCUGAAGAUGGAGAGUGUAUUGAAUGGAAAUACAACCUGAUAUUAGAUGGCCCAGCAGAAGUAUGGCUGCUUGGCUUGGAGCAUACUAUGAGAGUUGUGCUUAGAGAGCAACUGAUACUGACGCGAGCUGCCCUCCGCAAAUGCAAGUACCAACGGGAGCAGUGGAUCAACGACUGGCCAGGUCAACUUGGCAUCACGUGCAGCAAGAUCCAAUGGACCUCAGACUGCACUCGGACGCUAUGCCGCUGUGAGCUGAUGAAGGAGAAGAAACCGAUGAAGAAACUACGCAAGAAGCAGAAUCAAAUCCUGACGACAUUACAGAUGAUGUCUAGAAAGGACAUCAGCAAGAUUCUGCGUGCAAAGGUCAACGCCCUGUGCGUGAUUGAAAUACAUUCGAGAGACAUGGUGGACAAGAUGUACAAAAUGGGUUGUAUGACGGUGACUGCGUUCGAGUGGUUCUCCCAGCUGAAGUUCUACUGGGACCGGGAACGCGAGGACUGCUACAUCAGACAGACCAACACCAAUUCUGUUUAUACAUACGAGUACAUUGGUAAUUCUGGACGGCUGGUCAUCACUCCGCUUACUGACAGAUGCUACAUCACCCUAACGACUGCGUUGCACCUGUUCCGCGGGGGAAGUCCCCAAGGCCCGGCCGGGACCGGCAAGACUGAGACCACAAAGGAUCUGGGACGAGCUUUGGCGAGAUGGGUCGUCGUCACCAACUGCUCUGACGGACUCGACUACAAGUCUAUGGCUAAAUGUUUUGCAGGUAUUGCUCAAAGCGGAUGCUGGGGUUGCUUCGAUGAGUUCAACCGGAUAAACAUAGAGGUGUUGUCUGUGGUCGCUCAGCAGAUCUUGGCUGUGCUGCUGGCGUUGUCUCAGCUCCAAAAGAAGUUCGUCUUUGAAGGCUGCGAAAUCAAACUGGACUCUAAUUGUGGUAUCUUCAUUACUAUGAAUCCUGGUUACGCCGGCCGUACAGAAUUGCCAGACAAUCUGAAAUCAAUGUUUCGACCAAUCGCAAUGUGCGUGCCAGACUGCCUCAUCAUAGCUGAGAACACGCUGUUCUCUGAUGGCUUCACUGCCUACAAGAUCAAUGCUAAAAAGGUGUUCACAUUGUACCAACUAGCGAUGCAACAGCUGUCGAAACAAGACCACUACGACUUCGGUCUAAGGUCCAUGGUGGCUUUGUUACGUUACGCUGGAGUCAAGAGGAGAGCAUACCCGAAUUUGCCUGAACAAGAGAUGGUAAUAUUAGCCAUGCGGGACAUGAACGUGGCUAGACUGACGGCAAAAGACGUCCCGCUGUUCGAUGGCAUCAUGCAGGACAUAUUCCCAGACGUGGAGGUCCCGACGCUGGACUACGAGAUGCUGGAGACGGCCAUCUCUGCGGAGAUGAAGCUGGUCGGGCUGCAGCCUGUGAGGGCGGCCUUGCAUAAGGUCAUCCAGACUUUUGAGACUAAGAAUUCCCGCCACUCUAGUAUUCUGCUGGGCGACACGAAUACAGCUAAAACUGUCUCCUGGAAGAUGCUGGCGGCGACCCUCAGCCGGCUGGCGCGGGAAAAGGUGCCCGGCUUCAUUAACGUGCAGGUGUUCCCCAUGAACCCUAAGGCUCUGACGUUGGGAGAACUGUACGGGGAGUACAAUCUGGCGACAGGGGAGUGGAAAGAUGGCGUGUUAUCUUCCAUUAUGAGGAACACUUGCCAAGAUGAAUCCCCUGAUCAGAAGUGGAUCAUAUUCGACGGGCCGGUCGACGCCAUAUGGAUUGAGAACCUCAACUCUGUCAUGGACGACAACAAACUACUCACUUUGGUCAACAGCGAGAGGAUUUCAAUGCCUGCGCAGGUGUCCCUGCUGAUAGAAACGCUGGACUUGGCCGUGGCGUCCCCGGCGACCGUGUCCCGGAACGGCAUGGUGUACAAUGAUUACCGCGACUGGGGCUGGUGGCCGUUCGUCAACUCCUGGCUGGACACGGUCGACGACCCGGAGUACAAGGAGAUGCUGCGGCGCCACUUCCUGCUGAUCCUGACGCCGGUGCUGGAGCUGAAGCGGCUGCACCUGUCGGAGGGCGCGUCGGUGCGCGGACAGGAGCUGACGGGCGUGCGCGCGCUGUGCCGGCUGCUGGCGCUGUGGCCGCCGCCCGCGCCGCCGCAGCCCGACGAGGAGGACAACGAGAACUUCUCCAAGAUGCGCUUCCUCUUCGCCAUGAUCUGGUCAGUAUGCUCGACGCUGGAGGACGAGCCCCGGCGCAAGUUGGACAACUGGGUGCGCGAACACGAGGGCAUAUUCCCACUGAAGGACACUGUCUACGAUUACUAUGUGGACGAGCGACUGAGGCAGUUCAAGCCUUGGGAGGACAAGUUGCCUGAUAACUGGCGGUUUAAUCCUAAUCUCGGUUUCCACAUGAUCCUGGUGCCGACGGUGGAGUUCAUCCGCGUGCAGAUAAUAGCGCUGGACAUGCUGGUGGCGGGCUACGGCGUCAUCGUGGGCGGGCCCACCGGCACCGGCAAGACCUUCCUUAUCCAGGGCACGCUGGCCAGCCUGGACCCCAGCAAAUAUAGCCAACAAGUGCUGAACAUGUCCGCGCAGACCACGGCCGCUAACGUCCAAGAUAUCAUCGAGGCGAGGCUGGAGAAGAGGACCAAAGGAAACUAUGUCCCUGCUGGAGGAAAGAAGAUGAUAGCUUUUAUGGACGAUAUCAACAUGCCAGUGCGAGAUAACUACGGAUCGCAGCCGCCGUUGGAGUUGGUGAGGCUGUGGCACGACUACGGCUACUGGUACGACAGGGCCAAGCAAUGGCGGAAGAAUGUCAAGGACAUGGUGCUGUGCGCGGCGGCGGGCCCGCCCGGCGGCGCCCGCUCGCCGCUGCCGCCGCGGCUGCUGUCGUGCUUCCACCCCUUCUACCUCACGCCGCCCACGCACUCGCAGCUCGUCAAGAUAUUUGGGACCAUGCUCAGUCAGCAUCUGAUGGAGUUUGACGAGGAGACCAAGACUGUCGGUAAAGUGGUACUGGUAGCCACGAUUGACAUGUUUAACAAUAUCGUCGCUAAGCUCCUGCCGACGCCGAGCAAGAUGCAUUACUUGUUCAAUCUCAGGGAUAUAUCUAAAAUUUUCCAGGGUUUACUGCGUAGCAACAAGGAUUAUACCAACACAAAGGCGAGAUUCUUGCGGCUCUGGAUACACGAGUGUUUCCGAGUUUUUGGAGAUCGUCUUACGGAAGAAAAGGACCGCGACUGGUUCAUGAACCAAGUGGGCGACAUGUUGGGCAAACACUUUGAGCUGACCUUCCACGCUCUCUGCCCCUCCAAGAGUCCCCCCCUUUUUGGGCACUUCCUCAACCCCUUCGAGGUGUACGACGACAUUGUCGACCCAGCCGCUCUAAGGAAGUACAUCCUCAAUCAAAUGGAGGAGUACAACAGCUGUCCAGGGGUCGUGAAAAUGGAACUGGUGUUAUUCAAAGACGCUAUCGAACACAUUGUGCGUAUCGUCAGAGUGGUGUCGCAGCCGAGGGGGCAUGUGCUGUGUGUGGGGAUUGGUGGGUCUGGUCGUCAGAGCUUGACCCGCGUGGCCUCCUACAUCUGCGAGUGCAAUUCCUUCCAAGUAGUCGUCACAAAGACGUACGGCAUAAAGGAUUUCCGUGAAGACUUGAAACUCCUAUACACGUCGACCGGAGUUGACGCCAAGAAGACAACGUUCAUAUUCAGCGACACGCAAAUUGUGGAAGAUUCCUUCACUGAAAUCAUUAACAACCUUCUCAGCAGCGGCGAGGUCACCAAUCUAUUCAAACCGGACGAAUUUGAAGACAUAAAAUCAGCGUUGGAGAAACCAAUGAAGAACGCGAAUAUAAUGCAGACGGCCGAAGCGGUGCAGCUGUUUCUGAUAGAUCGCGUCAGGACCAAUCUACACAUUGUACUCUGUUUCAGUCCUAUCGGAGAUCAAUUCCGGAACCGCAUCCGGCAGUACCCGGCGCUGAUCAACGCGACGACCACAAACUGGUUCCUGGAGUGGCCGCGCGAGGCGCUGCUGGAGGUGGCCUACAAGUUCCUCGAGGGCGUGGAGCUGCUCGCCUCCAUCACCGGGCCCAGGAUCCGCCGCAAAGAAUCCCUGAUUGAAAGUCGCGAGGAUGGUUUGAGGGCGUCUGUGGCGUCCAUAAUGUCCCUGAUUCACUCGUCCGUGGGCAAGUACUCUGUCAAGAUGUGGCUGGAGAUGAGGAGGACCAACUACGUCACUCCCACCAACUAUCUGGAGCUCGUCUCCGGGUACAAAGAAAUGCUGAAGAUGAAACGAUCUGAGAUCGCGCUGCAAGCCAACAAGCUGAGGAACGGACUCGGCAAAGUGGCCGAGACCACCACUCUGGUGGGACAGAUGUCGGAGGAGCUGGCUGUUUCGCAGGUGCAAGUGGCGGAGUACACGGAGCAAUGUAUAGAGUACAUGGGCGUGAUCAACGUGCAGCAACGCAACGCGGACGAGCAGCAGCGCAGCGUCGCCGCGCGCAGCAAAAAGACCAUGGAGGAGGAGGUCCAGUGCAAGAAGCUGGCUGAGGCCGCCAUGCGGGACCUGGCCAGCGCCAUGCCCGCCCUGGAGGAGGCUGUCAAGGCCCUGGAUGCGUUGAACAAGAAGGACAUUACAGAAGUGAAGUCGUAUGCCAAACCCCCGCAGAAAGUCGAAAUGGUGCUAGAGGCUGUCUUGAUUCUUCUGCAGAAAGAGCCGACAUGGGCGGAAGCGAAACGCCAGCUCGGCGACCAAUACUUCCUGGACAAACUACGCGAGUUCGACAAGGACAACAUAUCCGACAAGACGCUGAAGAAGAUCGGCACUUACACGGCCAAGCCGGAGUUCGAACCGGAGAUCAUCGGGAUGGUGUCCACUGCCGCCAAGUCGCUGUGCCUGUGGGUUAGAGCCAUUGAGAAGUAUGGGAAGGUUUACAAGAUCGUGAAGCCGAAGAAAGAGAGGCUAGAGGAGGCGCUGGAGUCGCUGCGGAUGAAGCAGCAGAUCCUGGCCGAGGCGCGCGCCAAAUUGCGCGAACUGAGUGAGAUGAUCGCGCGCCUACAGAAGGAGUAUGACGAGAAGGUGGCCCAGAAGGAAGAGUUGGAGCGGAAGGCGCGCAUGCUGCAGCUGAAGUUGGAAAGGGCAGAGGCCCUCAUCACUGGACUCUCUGGCGAGCGCGAGCGCUGGGAGCUGACGGUGGAGCGGCUGGACAAGGAGUUCGCCAACCUGCCCGGCGACUGCCUCAUCGCCACCGGCUUCGUGGCCUACCUCGGGCCCUUCGUCUCCGAGUACCGCGAGGACCUCAUGGGCGAUUGGUUCCGAGAGGUUUACAACGAGCAACUACCAGUGACCAUGGACCUCAGUAUGAAAUACUUCCUUCUGGAUGACGCGACGCUACGCGACUGGAACUAUAUGGGGCUGCCAGAUGACAACUUCAGUGCUGAGAACGGUAUUAUAGUGGUCCGGGCCACAAGAUGGCCGCUGGCCGUUGACCCCCAGGGGCAAGCGCUCAUAUGGAUCUCUAGACUUGAGGAGAAGAGCAAUAUUGAGAUUGUGGACUUUGGCCAACCGAACUACCUGAAGAUCAUGGAGACGUGUCUGCAAGAAGGCAAGCCAGUGUUGGUUCAGAACGUGGGGGAGGUUCUGGAGCCUUCCAUACAGCCCGUGCUGGACAAGGCUAUCGUCAGGAUUGGCAAGGAUCUGGUCAUCAAGUUCAAUGAGAAGAUGGUGCCGUACAACCCCAAUUUUAGGAUGUACCUCACUACCAAACUGGGCAAUCCAGCCUACACACCUGAAAUUCUGACAAAAACAACGAUGGUGAACUUCGCGGUGAAGGAGCAAGGUUUGACGUCACAGCUGCUGGGCAUCGUGGUGAGGAAGGAACGGCCCCAGCUCGAGUUGAUGAAGGAUAACCUGGUGAUGACUAUCGCUAACAAUAAGAAGGUUUUGGUGGACCUAGAGAACGACCUGCUCCGCAUCAUGUACGAAUCACAAGUGCCUCUGCUCGAGAACGAAGAGCUAUUUAUUACGUUGCAAACCUCACAGAGGACCUCGCUCGAGGUGAAGGAGGCGUUGAUAACUUCACAGGAAACUGAGAAGGAGAUUGACACUGCUAGACAGGGUUACGUCCCAGUGGCAGUGCGCGCGUCGGUACUAUUCUUCGCCUUGAACGACCUCUCCAGAAUCGAUCCCAUGUACCAGUUCUCUCUGGACGCCUACACCGACCUCUUCAUGUACUCCAUCGACAGGAGCCCCAAAGGGGGCGAGCUGGAGGACCGGAUCAACAAUCUGAACGAGUUUCACACUUACUCUGUGUACAAGAACACCUGUCGAGCUCUAUUCGAGCGUCACAAACUCCUGCUGUCCUUCCACAUGGUGUCCCGGAUCCUCUUCCAAAUGGGCAAGAUGAGUAUGCACGAGUACCUCUACCUGUUGAAGGGAGGAAUCGUGCUUGACCGAUCUGAACAGCCCGAGAAUCCUACUAAUUGGAUGCCAGAGGAUUGCUGGGACAAUAUAACAGAGCUGGACAAGCUGCCAGGAUUCCACGGCGUUCAGGACGCGUUCGAGACCUUCUCCAAGGAGUGGAAGGAAUGGUACCUGCAUCCUGAGCCGGAGAGUCAGCCGCUGAUUGGCGAAUGGAACGACAUUUGCAACGAGUUCCAGCGCAUACUGUGGAUCCGCGCGCUGCGCGUGGACCGCGUGUCGGCGUGCGUGGCCGCGUUCGUGACCAGCGUGCUCGGCGGCCGCUACGUCGAGCCGCCCGUGCUCGACAUCAAGAUGGCGUGGGAGGAGUCGUCGUGGAAGACGUCGCUGCUGUUCGUGCUGUCGCCGGGCGUGGACCCCACGGCGGCGCUGAUCCAGCUGGCGCGGGACGUCAAGAUGGAGGACAAGUUCCACUCGCUCAGCCUCGGCCAGGGGCAGGCGCCCACCGCCACCAGAAUGCUGUCGCAAGGGAUGAAGGAGGGCGGCUGGGUGUUCCUGGCCAACUGCCACCUGGCGUGCGAGUGGCUGGGCUCGCUGCGCGGCUUCGACAACCCGCGCAUACAUCCGCGCUUCCGCCUCUGGCUGUCCUCCAUGCCUGACGACAAGUUCCCGCUCAAUGUGCUGCAGAGGAGCAUCAAGAUGACUACGGAGCCUCCUCAGGGUCUGAAAGGCAACCUGGUGCGAAUAUUCGCGAACAUGAAUGAGGACAAGUUCGACGAGGCCACACCCAAGUACCGCCGCCUGCUGUUCUGCGUGUCCUUCUUCCACUGCACCCUCAUCGCCAGGAAGAGGUUCCGUCAGCUCGGAUAUAACGCCGUGUACAGCUUUAACGACGCUGAUUUUGAUGUGUCAGACAACUUACUGGCAAACUAUUUAGAGGAAUAUGAAGAGGUUCCUUGGGAUGCGCUUCGCUAUCUCUUCGCUAUAAUCAACUACGGCGGCCAUAUUACUGACGAUUGGGACAAACGUGUGCUCAUUGCUUACAUCAACCAGUUCUUCUGCGAGGAAGCCUACGACACGCCGUUCUACAGGUUGUCGUCGAUCCCGGCGUACCACAUCCCGCGGGACGGCAGCCUGGAGUCGUACCGCGACUUCCUGGAUCUGCUGCCCGCCUACGAGCGCGCGGAGUCCGUGGGCCAGCAUGCCUCCGCUGACGUCGCCACGCUGGCGCAGGACGCGCUGAUAAUGUGCCGGACUCUAUUCGCGCUUGCCUCCACGGGCGGCGGCGGCGGGGGCGGCGGAGAGGACCAAAAGGUGGACGAACUAGCGCUGGAAAUGAUGCAGAAGCUGCCCAACCAGAUUGAUGUGGAGACCACAGAGAAGAUGAUGGGGCCGGAGAUUGUCAUGCCUAUGUGUGUGUCCUUGCUGCAGGAGAUCGGCUACUUCAACGUGCUUAUUGGAGGCAUCGUCGCUGGCUUGAAGGAGUUGCGUCGAGCCAUCGAGGGUCUGGUCGUGAUGUCUGAGAUUCUGGAGGACAUGUACACGUGUAUCUUUGAAGGGAGAGUGCCCACGUUUUGGAGAAAAGGUCGGCCGUCGAUGAAGCCGCUGGGCGCGUGGUGCCGUGAGCUGGCGCUGCGCGGCGCGCACCUGCAGGCCUGGGCCGCCGCGCCGCGCUCGCCGCCCACGCUCUGCUGGCUGCCGGCGCUGGUGGUGCCCACCGGCUUCCUCACCGCCGUCAUGCAGACUACCGCCCGCGCGGAGAGCUGGCCCAUAGACACGCUGUGCUGGGAGUUCACGGUGCUGCCGCUGGAGGAGGCCUCGUUCGUGCGCCCGCCGAGAGAUGGCGGGGUUUAUAUCAGAGGACAAUAUCUAGAGGGCGCCAGCUGGUUCAAGAAGGAGGGUUACCUGCAGGAGCCGCUGCCGAUGCAGCUGGUAUUCCCCAUGACCCCGAUACACUUCAAGCCCAUCAGGGCUACUGGCAGGAGAAUGAGAAGUGAGUAGGCUUUAUCUUCUCUCUUUUGCUAUAUUUGACAAACGUAUCAGAGAUUUCUUAUAUCAAAUAUGUGCAUAGAUUAAUUAUGCAUAAACUUUGUUCUGUUUAGUCAGAAAAUUUGAUUGAAGUAAUGAAAGAUAUAUUCCCUGUCGAUAAAUUUUAGUUCUAUAAUAUUUUUACUUAUCUCCACCGUAAAUUUCCUACUAGUUGUAACCCACAGCUCCACCGGGGUAUCUGAUCCAAAUUCUAAUCAAAAUCGCCUAAAAUUAUUUAUCGGUGAAAGAUUAUGAAAUCAAAAGACUGGCUUUAGCUGGAUGCCGCUUCCGCUGAUCGCUAAUGCAAUUUCUUCCAGCCAACCGGCUGGAAGAAAUUGCAUUAGCGGUAAGUCCGCCUUUGCACUCAUUGUGUUUGAAUAUCUUGUUAUAAAUGUACUCCUUUGUAAAUGGUGCAAUAAAGAGUUUAUCUAUCUAUCUGUCUUUAGCUUUAACAUGACUAUAUAAGUAUGGAUUAUAAUGAGAACAAUGGUGUAGAUCGCUACAUCUGCCCGUGUUACUACUACCCGGCGCGCAUGGGCGCGUUCGUGGUGGCGGUGGAUAUGCCCGCCGGCAAGGAGUCCUCGGACUUCUGGGUCAAACGCGGCACAGCACUGCUUUGCACCCUCGCUACUUAACUCGCGCAUUUUAUGAUUGUUUAUAUAUGGCGUUGUUUGAAAUAAUUGUUUGCCCUUAAGUUUCUUAGAAUAAUAUAUCAUGUUGUUUGAUAAAAUUGUGUUUCAUUCGAAUUGAAACCGUAGACUUAUCUACCAAUUAAAUCGUAGGUUAGCAACGUGUAGACAUUCAAAGAGCGUAGUCCCAUUGUGUUGACUCGUGCUCCGUUUUGAGAUCCGUCGACGGACAACCCAGUAAUUGUAUGGAGAUUCGACGUGUGUCGUGUACGUCAUUGUCAAAACCUAUGGAAAACGAAGGAGCACGACAAUGUAGCAAUGGGACCUGGCUCUUGAGUGUUUAAUGACUGUUUGUUUUAUUUGUUGGAAUUGUGUUGCAUUCAUUUUGUAGGCGUAGAAUUUAAAUCUCUCCGUGUUAGUGGCAGUCGAAUAUCAGCCAUAGUGACAGGACCUUCCUCGCUAGUGGCGCCAACAGCUUACAAAGAAACUAAGCCACUUAGUCACUUGGAAUUGUCUCGUCCCGCGUAAUGUAAUUUAUGAAUUCAGUACAUUUAGACUUGAAAAGCGAUGAAAAUAUAUUUGAUGGUAAAUAAUAGAUUUUAUUGUAAUUAAUACUAUAAUGCAAUAUAUUUAUUGCCGAAUAUGGAAAAUACGUGCAUAUGUAUGCAAUACAUAUAAUAAAUUGUGAUACUGCAAUUUUCUAAUUUUCAAGCGAUUUGUAAGUACAUUCAAUUCUUCAUAUCCAUUACCUGAUUUUGAAUGUUAUAACAAUGGUGUAAGUUAAUUUCUAAUGGAAGUAUUCCAAACAAAAAAUAUCGGAUAAAAUAGACCUUAUUAUUUACGAGAUAAGGUUCAAUUUAAA